This is a messenger RNA of Pseudomyrmex gracilis, 3016 nucleotides long. RefSeq names its product modular serine protease-like. The record is from RefSeq and is a predicted model, not a curated record. Gene Ontology annotation, molecular function: serine-type endopeptidase activity; protein binding. The transcript has 10 exons. Gene Ontology annotation, biological process: proteolysis. Lineage: Eukaryota; Metazoa; Arthropoda; Insecta; Hymenoptera; Formicidae. Bases 253 to 2754 code for a protein of 833 amino acids.
AUCUCACGGAUGAGAUUAUUCCGUGGCUGUAGUGUUUGUGUUUUUUCGACAUCAAAUCACGAAGUUUCCACGAAGUUGUGACUAUCAAUCUGAUCUGUCGUCGAUCUGAUAUCGUCAACUCCUUUCGCCGUCACAGUGCCAGUCUCGACACACGCCGUUGGCAAAAUAAUCUCUCUGAGUUAUCGUGGGGCUUCCGAGUGUCUCACUGUGUCGGGGCCCGACUUGGGACUCGCGGUCAGUUCCUCGUUGACUAUGAGCGACGAUCACCAUGUCGGCGGUGCUUCUGCAAUUAUGAACACACGCGUUGCACUCACGUUAGCUCUGUCGUUGCUGGCUUUACUGCCGUCGCCAUCGAUACAGGAUAACUAUGGCUGGUUUAUGUACGGUAAUAAUCAAUAUCCGGCAGUCGCGAAUGGUCCACCAGGCCAUUCCAAACGGGAGAACAAUGGUUUUUCCGGACCACCGGGUCAAAAUAAAUGGAAAGGUAAUGGCAGAGGACCUCCAGGUGGUCGUGGUCCUCCAGGAUUAGUAGGCAAUGAUCCUCCAGGAUUACACCAUAAUCCUCCGGGUUUGAACAAAGUAGACAUCGACAGGCCGUAUGAAGAUCCAUACGACAGAGAACCUAUUUAUCGCCCACAUCCUAAAGAAAGAGAAAGACCUCCAGAUCCUGAUUUUGAUAAUAAAAGACCUCAAGAUCCUAAUUUUGAUAACAGAGGAAGACCUCCAGGUCCUGAUUUUGAUAACAGAAGAAGACCUCAGGAUCCAGAUCCUGAUAAUAAAGGAAGACUUCAAGAUCCCGAUUUGGAUAAUAAAAGAAGACCUCAAGACUUUGAUUUUGAUAAAAGAAGACCUGAAGAUCCUGAUUUUGAUAAUAAAGAAAGACCUCACGGUCCAGAUCCUAAUAAUAAAGGAAGACCUCCAGGUCCAGAUCCUAAUAAUAGAACAAGACCUUCAGGUCCAGAUCCUAAUAAUAAUAGAAGAAGACCUCCAGGUCAAAAUCCUAAUAAUAAAGAAAGACUUCCAGGUCCAGAUUCUAAUAAUAAAGGAAGAUCUCCAGGUCCAGAUCCUAAUAAUAAAGAAAGACUUCCAGGUCCAAAUUCUAAUAAUAAAGGAAGAUCUCCAGGUCCAGAUCCUAAUAAUAAGGGAAGAUCCCAAGGCCCUGAGUCGGAUAUUAGAAGAAGACCUCAGGCUUCAGAUCCUGAUAAUAGAGAAAAACUUUCCGAUUCUGAAAAUAAAGGAAGAUCUCAAAACUUUGAUUAUGAUAAUAAAAAAAAUCUUCAGGAUUCAGAUUCAGAUAAUAGAGAAAGAUCUCAAAGUUCCAAUCGUCGCCAAUCCGAGUCGAAUAGCUAUCCGCAAAAUCUACAGUGCAGAAAAAACGAGUUUCGUUGCGAAAGCGACGAGUGUCUGCCUCAAAGCGCCAGAUGCGAUAAUAAAAUUGAUUGUCGUGACGGCAGCGACGAACACGUUUGUGUCAGUAACAGAAAUCAGGAGUCGACCAGGCAAGAAUCGAGCAACAAUCAGCAGAAGAAUGGCUGCGUUUUACCUGAACCACCGCAAGGCGGACGUUACAAAUUGGGUGGUUGCGACGACAAUUGUGACACGCGUCCCGGUGACACUGUUCCCAUAAGCAGCAUACUCAAUUACACCUGUAAUAGCAACUACAUAUUGGAAGGAAACACCAUUUCAGUUUGCGUCGAUAACAAAUGGUUAGAACCGCCCAAGUGUCUGAAGGUCUGCCCACCGUUAAACAGCACCAGCGUUGACAUUGUCUGCAGCUACAAGGGAGAAACGGUGUCGUGUAGCGAGCGUAUAAUGCCGGGCACACGGGCUACGCUCGCUUGUAAAUCAUCUUAUAAAUUACCGGUAACGAACGAUCCGGCUUACCGUGAGAUCACCUGUCUCGAGGACGGUCUCUGGGACCGUCGCGUUUUUCGUUGUCUGCCAGAAUGCGGAACGUCGAUAGCGCGCGGUAACACUUUAAUCGUGAACGGAUUCGAAGCCAAAGUUGGGGUAUUCCCGUGGCACGUUGGUAUUUACAGGAAGAAACGCACGAGCGAGUACGAGCAGAUAUGCGGCGGCAGUCUCAUUAGCAGCACUCUCGUCGUAUCGGCGGCUCACUGCUUUUACGACGAGACUGUCAAUAAGCUUCACAACGAGUCGCAAUACGCGGUAGCCGGUGGCAAACAUUAUCGCGAUUGGGAAACCGAAGAGAAUUACGCACAGAAAUCAUUUGUGGCAAGUAUCAAGGUGGCCGAAAGAUACAUGGGAGCGAGGGGCAAUUUUGCUAACGAUAUAGCUCUGUUGAAACUAAAGACGCCCUUCGAGUUAACCGCUUUAGUAAGACCAGUUUGCAUUGACUGGGACAACACGUACGAGAGGGAGCAGCUGCAGGAGGGACGCACCGGCAAGGUGGUCGGCUGGGGUAAAAACAUCAAAGGCGAAUUCAGCAGAAGCUUACAGGAAAUUGACAUGCCGUUCGUGCCGUUCCGUCAGUGUUUGGCCGUGGUGCCUGUAAAUUUCCGAGGAUUCCUCACGCCCGACAAAUUCUGCGCCGGUCGUCUGAACGGCUCGAGCGCUUGCGACGGAGACAGCGGCGGUGGUUUGUGCUUCGAGAAAAACGACAUCUGGUAUCUACGCGGUAUCGUCAGCGUGAGCCCGGCGAAGAGUGGCACCUGCGAUUAUCACUCGUACGUUGGUUUCACCUACCUCAGUAGCUUCCUCGAUUGGAUUCGUGACGCUUACGUCAGCGAGUAAACGCGUUUUUGACAGAUCGUUUACGAGCUGUCGGACGGUACGAAAUGUACCGCUUGCUGGCAUCAACGGAAAUUCGUCAGACAACAACAACGCUAGAAACGGAUGAGAUAUUAACGGCGCAUAUUAAACAACAAGACGACAACAUUUACGUCGAAAUACACAUAUUUUAUGACUCUAAUUGUAAUUUAUAAUUACCUCAAAUUACUUUUAGUUUGCGCGUGUAUGACAGAGUGUGUGAAAAUACAGAAGAUUUAUAUAUUGA